Molecule: messenger RNA, 4977 nt
Organism: Acinonyx jubatus (cheetah)
Lineage: Eukaryota; Metazoa; Chordata; Mammalia; Carnivora; Felidae
Gene: CD226
Product: CD226 molecule
Exons: 9
Coding region: 3189-4295 (368 amino acids)
Biological process (GO): positive regulation of mast cell activation; positive regulation of type II interferon production; positive regulation of immunoglobulin mediated immune response
Cellular component (GO): external side of plasma membrane
Source: RefSeq, a predicted model, not a curated record
AAGUUAUAUUUUCUUAUGUUAAUCAUAAUUGCCAUUUGUUUAUUGAGAACCCAAGACAUUGUUCUGUAGUAUCUCUUGCUUCCUCAUGGUGCUUUUAACUCAUUCUUCUCUUCUCUAUAUUUCCUAGACACUACUAGCUCCUUCUAGAGGCUGGGCUGGAUUCAGGUUCAGUUGCUUUGGUGAGACAUCUUUUCAGGUGGUGCUGUUUUCUUCUUGCUUUAUCCCCAAAUCCCCUGCUAUCUAUCUGGUUAUACCACUUUAGUGAGGUUAGGGUUGAUCAGGUAUUAUUAAUCAGCAGUAUAUUUUAUUAUAAAAAGUUCCCAUUAACUUUUCACCCAAUGGCUUUAGUAUCCAGUAACAAUUGUCGCAAUCUAUUAUUUUAAUAGGAGUGACAAAAUAGCAAUUAAAAAUAAUAUCUAUUAUUGUUUUUUCCACUUAGUAGCUGACAUUUUUCUAUAAAAAGAAACUUAGGUUGCCCUGAAAUGCAAUUUGUGCAGGAAAAGAAGGAUAAACGCUUGCUUUUCCCUUUACUUACCAUGUGUUAGAAUAAUGAGUUGGCGCCCUGGUGACCUCAGACAGGCAGGAGGUAGUUAAUGUAAUACUCCAUCCAGUGAUGUGAUGACUUUAGCUGUGUUUCCUAUUUCUGUCAACAAAUGGUAAUGUUAAAGAGUAUUUUUACUCUUAAACUGUUGAAAGCUCCUUAAUAAGGGUCACUAGAAAACACUGCAGGGAGGAAUUUUGUUCAUCUCUGUGAGUGGUAGGUAAUCUUCAUUCUGUCCCACAAAUUUGCCCUGUCUUCACCUCCAUUUGUUCUCCUGGUUGGAACACUUAGGACAGCUGUUCUCUGGAGGUAUAAGCAGUUUCGUUUGUCCAAGGAUGUUUUUAUUGCUUAUUUUGGGAUUCAUUGUUGAUCAUGUGGUCUUUUAACAUCUCCCCUAAUUGCUCAGUAAGAUUAUGUAGCUUCACAUCAAGGAGGGCAAUAUUGCAUUCCUGGUGCCAAGAUACUGGGAUGCCUAUAUACCCCAGGAGCAGAUAAAAGGCUAAUUCUUAGGUUCUUUAUAUUACAAAAUUCCAAGAGCCCCAAGAAGGAUAAAGAAACCAGAAGUGAUGGACCCUACAGAGAAACAAGAAAAGCUGCCUCCAUUUUUACUUUCUUAAUAAUAGCAGUAACUUUAUGAUGGGAUAUGGGUGAAAGUGAGGAUGAUGAUGGUGAUAAUGAUGCUGGUGAUGAUGAUGGUGUGUGCGUGUUUGCACGUGGGUGAUGAAUUAGGAAGUAAUUAUAAAAGAUAGAGAAAUUUAGGAAAAGUACCUAGCCUGUAUAAAUCUGGAUUUAUAUGUCUGGGUGUAGGCAAAACCAAUUUUCAAGCCCAUAUGUGUAAGUGGCGUCCAAUGUUGCAGUGAGCUCUGACAUUCGGUGUGAUGUGAAUCAUUUGGGUAGACAGUGACUGUUUUAGCUGAUAUGUUUGAGGUUCCGUUCAGGGCCCAUUGAAUCAUUUUGAGAAAGAGUUGGCCCCAGUCAGGAAUAUUUAUCUUUGAGUUUGUCCUGCGAACAUCUUUGUGCCCUUUGGAUCAAGGCUUCUUUUUGUCUUAUUAAUUGGAGAAAUAGAUGAGGCAAAAGAAAAGACCACACACUGGAAACAGGAUGGCUUCUGGAUUGUGAUCAGUGUAGAGACCACGUACUAUGAAAUUUCAUAGGUAGAGUCCAUUGCUUCACCUGCUUUCAACAAAUAUUGAUCUAACAGAUAUGUGCCAGGCACCAUGCAAGGCUCAAUGCUUAGGCUCAACAACACCUCAUCCUCAACUUGAAGGGCCUUAUUAGGCUCUCAGAAGAAAUGCAGCAAAUAAAUGGACAGUUACAAAGGAUGUGAUGAGUGCUUCAGUAAGGAUUAUCUGUGAACUCACAGAAGGAAGACUUACCCCGGCAUGGGCAACCCCGUAAGGGAUGUCUGAUCUGAGGCCUCCCUGUGGGAGGGGGUAAGAGAAGUCAAAGCAAAGGUACCCCAUGUGCAAAGCCCCUGCCCUGUCAGAAGGUGUUCCCCAAAAUGUACGACACUAGGUGGGUCUGGAGUGGAGGAUGGGGGUGAGUGAAGUGUAAGACAUGAGGUUGGAAAGAUGAUAGAGAUCAAUCUUAUCCAGCCUGGUAAGUCAGUAAGAAGUUUGGAUAUUCUUCUGAGGAUGGUGAGGUAUCCAAGAGAGUGACACGAGUCGGGUGUUUUAGAGGGACUCGUCUGUCCCACAGUACACGCUCAAAAAUCAUUUGUACAAUGACAGGCAGCUGUAUUUUCUUCUUCCAUGCUUUCAGACAGGCGUGUGGUCCACAGAAGAGGCCAGCCCUGCAUGUGUGAUGCACAGGGAGACGUGCGGGGCUGGCUGGCCCCCAGGAGUGCCUUUUCCUCUGCAGAUGCCAGCCUCCCUGCCCAGUAUUUCUGGGAAUUACACGAACUCCAGUCCAACCACAGUCCCUCGUGGUGGUUUAACCAACAGGAAAUCUCCAUCACUUAGCAAAUCAGAAGAGCAAAUAAAACUCACCCCGUUUCCCUCUGGAACAACGUAGAACCAACUGCAUUUUGAAGACAGAGAAGCUGUUAAACUUGCAGGAAGAGUUGUUAGCAAAUGCCAACUUGUGCGGUUUCUGUGUCAGAGUGGGAGAUUCAAACACAAAACCAAAAAGAGUAUCUAGAAGGUAGGAUGGAAACACACCUAGAUAGGGGCAGCGAUAAGAAGCCUCCUGCACUUCAGAGGCUUCUGAAUAUGAAGUGCUUUGAUUGGCAGGAAAACAAAUGGGGAAGAAAAGGCAAAGUAAUUAACUGAAAGUUUUCGUGUGUAGUUUCAGGUUAGAACAGAGGAUGAGAAACACAUCGUUCCCCACGGUAGAAUUUUAGGGGGGUGGGGAGGAGAAGGACAGAACUCCACCCGAGUGUGGAGUCAACCUGAGGAGCUGCAAUGCCUCACCUGAAGGAGCUUUGGCGGAGAGAAGAGGCCAAGAGCUCUGGGCCCAGGGGCAGAGCCCCAGCUGUUUCUCCAGUGCCCACCACGCGAGGAGAGCAGCAGACUGCCAGUGGAGAGCAGGGGCGAGGCAAGGAGGGCACGGCAAACAGGAAGCCCUUAACCAGAGACACAUCGGGAAAGGAGAGUCAGAGCGAGCAGAACUCACAUCUCAAGACCAGUCUCCCAAACGGUUUCCAGAGAUGGAUUACCUUGCUUUCUUCUUGGCUAUUGUUCACAUAUACAGAGCUCUAUGUGAAGAGAUGUUCUGGGACACGACUGUUAAACUGGCUGAGAAUAUGAGUCUAGAAUGCGUGUACUCAUCACUGGACACCUUAACCCAGAUGGAGUGGUUCAAGAUCAAUACCACGGACAGAGAGUCCAUAGCCAUAUUCAGCCCUGCCUAUGGUGUGAUUAUAAGGACACCCUAUGCUGAUAGGGUUUACUUCUUAAAUUCUACCAUGGCUCCUAAUGAUAUGACCCUGACCUUCCAUAAUGUCUCUGAGGCUGAUGUUGGCUACUACUCCUGUUUACUUCAUACUUUCCCAUAUGGCCAUUGGGAAAAGGUGAUCCGGGUGGUUGCAUCAGGCACAACGACACAUCGGUUGCCUGAGAGUAGAAGCCCCUCUCCCCCAGAAAUCCUAGCCUUUCUUAACCACAGUCAGGACAGCAUAAGAUAUUUUGAUGAUUUCGAGAUAGCUGUGCCAUCAGAUAGCCACAUGGUCUCAGAACCUGGAAAAAAUAUCACACUCUCCUGUGAGCUUCCAACAAAGUGGCCAGUACAACAAAUUACCUGGGAAAAGAUCCAGCCCCAUCAGAUUGACCUCUUGACCAGCUGCAACUUGUCCCAAGGGAAAAUUUAUACUUCAAAAUACCAAAGAUGGGUGUCGAGUGACUGUAGUCUGGGAAUGACCAGCACCUUCAUCACCAUGCCCCAGGCCGUGGUCUCUGACUCAGGACUCUACCGCUGUGGUUUCAGUGCCAGAACAGGGGAAAAUGAAACCUUUGUGAGGAGGUUGACUGUAACUGAUGGUAAAAUGGAUAACCAAUAUACCCUCUUUGUGGCCGGAGGAACAGUUUUAUCGUUGCUGUUUGUAAUCCUAAUGACCGCCGUCAUUGUCAUUUCUCAUAGAAGGAGAAGGAGACAGAACAGAGGACUGUUUAAAGAGCACAGAAAUAAGGAUGCACAGAACAAGGCAACCAACAACUACAGAAAUCCCAUCUCUACCAAUCAGUCAUCGGAUUGUGCAAGAGAAGAUAUUUAUGUCAACUACCCAGCCUUCUCUCAUAGACCGAAGACUAGAAUCUAAGCUUUUUCCUGGAUCUGAGCAAAACUUAUGGUGACUGUUACGUACAUGGAUCUUAAUAUAAUUUCUUCCCACUACUCAGUGCCUAUCCAGGAUACCAGUUAGCUACAUUUAUUUAAUUUGAUAGGAAAGAUACUUUAUUACCUAGAGAACAUUCUUAACAGAAAUGUUUCAGAAAACCUGACUCUAAUUAGCUUAGACAUGAAGGGAAACUUACUGAAUCAUGUAAUGGAACCAUCCAGGGGAGAUGAAGCUUCAGGCAAGGGUUAUUCACAAAGGUUUAAAUGUCUUGUCGAGAAUUAAGUAUGGGCAUACACCUGCUUCUGGAUUCCCUUUUGUGGUAUUGGAUCCACUUUAUUGGUGUUAGCCUCUUAGGCAUUUCCCUUGUGUUUCUAAAAACCCUUGGCAAUUCACAAUCCUUGUUUCUGCCUGGUGAAGAGGUUACUUCUCUGAUAGAGCAAACAGAUUUGGUUAUUUGUGCAGCAUUAAACAGGCAACAUGGCCAAAAAAGAUGGAAUCAAGGGUUUAAGUCAAGGGUUCACCUCUAGACCCAGGAGUGAGGCCAAAGCACAUUACUGGGAAAUUCAGAGUAUUAUUAGACGAGGGAGACGGGGCCCGGAAGCUGAACUGGUUACCAACAAAUGUGAACAGCAGUGCCGUUCUGAGACAUCUCUUGUUAACCAAC